This is a messenger RNA of Adineta steineri, 984 nucleotides long. NCBI's taxonomy places the organism in Eukaryota, Metazoa, Rotifera, Eurotatoria, Adinetida, Adinetidae. The record is from the annotation of a GenBank genome assembly.
AUGGAAAAUUAUGAUUUUCUGGGAUUUUUUGUUGCCGCUGAUUUUAAUAAUGACGGUCACCAGGAUCUUGCAGCUAUGAAUUAUGAAAGCGGCAGCGUAGGUAUCCUAGUUGGAGAUGGCAAUGGGACUUUUGAAACAAUGCAAUUAUUGACAAACUAUAAUAUAUCAGAAACAGUAUAUAAUAAAGGAAAGUAUUGGUUGACAGUAGGCGAUUUCAAUGGGGACGGUCAUAUAGAUAUUGGUUUCAUCGACCUUACCAGUUGUAAUAUAGGUUUAUUUCUUGGCUAUGGAAAUGGGUUUUUUACGACCCAAAUAACAUUGUCUAGCAGAAGUGAUCUGUGUUAUUCAUCGUUUGUUAUCGCUGAUUUCAAUGGUGACGGUAAACAGGACAUAGCUGUCACUAUACCUACUGAAUUUUGCGUAGAUGUGAUGUUUGGGUAUAAUAAUGGAAGUUUUGAAGCGUCAUUGAUCUUAUCAACAGGAAUUUACAGUUAUCCAUCUUCAAUCGUUGCAAAUGACUUUAACCGUGACAGAUAUCUUGACAUUGUCGUUGCGAACACAGGCAAUCACAACAUUGGUGUGUUUCUUGGAAACGGUGAUAGGAGUUUUCAAGCACAAAUGAUAUUUACAACAACAGCUAGUUAUCCACCAGUCUCAAUCACCGCCGCUGAUUUCAACGGCGAUGGUCAACUGGAUAUUACUUUCACUAUUUUACAAGCUGCGUAUAAUUUAUUUUCUACAAAGAAUUUUGUAUAUGUAUUGGUUGGAUAUGGCAACGGGAGUUUUGGAGAACCAGUUAAAAUUUCCACAUGGACUUUGACUCCAACUCAUGUUGGUGUGGGUGAUUUUAAUGGUGACGGUGGAUUUGAUUUAAUCCUUCUGGGAAAUUGGGAGAGCAAUAAUACUAUAGUAUUAAACGCAAGUCCUUGUUCUAUACGUAACUCUUCAAGUCAAUUAUAUUCAUCUACCACUAAAUUUCCAUAA